Molecule: messenger RNA, 795 nt
Organism: Cajanus cajan (pigeon pea)
Lineage: Eukaryota; Viridiplantae; Streptophyta; Magnoliopsida; Fabales; Fabaceae
Source: RefSeq, a predicted model, not a curated record
AUGGGAGAGACCAAGACAUCCAAGGUGGGUGAGAGACUCCUUGCUAAGGCCAAGGCUACACUACCUGGAUUUUCGUCCAAGGGGCUAUCCAUUGAAGAAGGGGAAUCACUACUAGAGAGGAGUGUCAAAUUGGCAGUUGAAGCCCGUGAUAAUUUCUGGAAUUCAGUCAAAAGAAAUUCUGGGAAUAGAUAUAGAAGAGCUUUGGUUGCAGCCUCCAUUGGAAGCUAUGGAGCUUACCUUGCUGAUGGCUCAGAAUACAGUGGUUGCUAUGGACCAGAUGUUAAUUUAAAGGAGUUGAAGGAUUUUCAUCGCCGCAGAUUGCAAGUUCUCAUUGAAGCUGGUCCAGAUUUGCUUGCUUUUGAGACCAUUCCAAACAAACUUGAAGCUCAGGUCUUUUUAAUUUUUUGUUUUCUUUUUUCUUUUUCCAAUAAGCAUGUUUCAUAGAAGUAUACCUUGAUGUAAUUUCUUAAAUUAAAAUUACUGCAAUCUAUUUACAGCACAAAAUUACAAUUCUUCUACUUUGUUGUUCAUCCACUUCUCUCACGUUUCUAUAAUUACAUUUUGUAUUUUAAAAUCAAUAUGUUCAUCUCUUUGACAGCCCUACCAUAUUGGUUCUCUAAAUUCAAUAAACAUACCAACUCUUUAUUUAUUUUAUAAUAUGUAUUCUUUUUCACAUAGCGUAGUCUCUUUCAUUUGGCAUUUUUGUAAUGGUAGUUGUGUGUGCUCCAUCAUGAUCAAUUAAUGGAACAACUGACAUAACAUUUGAAACCAUAAUUUGUAAAUUAAAUAAAUUCC